AAUCAAGUACAGAGAUAGCGCUGUCAGUGCUGUCGCCGCAAAGUAGCAAAAAUUAGGCUACUAUUUGAAAACGCAAGAAGCGUGACAGUUUGUGAUUGACUUUGGGAGCGAAGGAUGAAUAUCAUAUAACCCCGCGACGCUAUUGACGGCAUCUUUAUAGCUGCACCAAUGCUCUCUUUUGGUUUAACGAUAGUCCGUCAUGGUGAGACGCAGUGCAACAAAGAUGGCCUUUUACAAGGUCAGAAAAUAGACUCUCCGCUUUCUGAAAUUGGGAUACAACAGUCUGAGGCUGCUGGUCAGUACCUCAGGGAUGUAAAAUUCACAAACGUGUUUGUCAGUGACAUGAAACGUGCCAGGCAGACUGCAGAGAUCAUUGUGAGGAACAACAGAACUUGUCAUGAUUUAGAACUAGUAGCAGAUCCGUCACUCAAAGAAAGAAGUUUUGGUAUAGCUGAGGGAGGUCGAGUCACAGAAAUGAAAAAUAUGGCUAAAGCCGCCGGACGACCUUUACCAGAGUUCACUCCGCCUGAGGGAGAGACCAUGGAGCAGGUUAAAGUCAGAAUCAAGGAUUUUCUUAAGGCUAUGUUCCAGCGAAUAGCUAAUAACCAUCAAGACGAAAUGCAAGAUGGCGAAACAUCCCUACCAGAUGAAACUGACAAGGCUCCAGCAGGACUUCCAGAUGAUGGUGUCUUGAAUGUGCCGGUCCAUGCCUUGGUGGUUGGCCACGGGGCUUAUAUGAGCAUAGCUAUGAAGUAUUUCUUUGAGGACCUGAAGUGCCCCAUGCCCCGGGGUGUAGAUCCUUCUCAGCGGUAUUCCAUCUGCCCCAACACUGGAAUGUGCCGAUUUCUUAUCACUUUGAAAUGUAGUAAUGCAGAUCCUGCACUUUCAGACGUGAAAUGUGUGUUUAUCAACAGACGAGAUCACAUCAAGACUUAGAUUAAGCAACCGUUUUUUCAAAAAAAAAGUGUUUACAUAAACAUAAGUCAUACUGUAUUCAAGCACUUUACAAGCAGAUUACUGAAUUUUGUGAUAGACAAAACAUAUUUUUGGAAGACAAUAUUUAAAAAAUGUAUCUGAAUCCAAGUUAUUGAUUUCAUUUUAAAUGCUAUAAAAGUAUCAAUUUUAACUAAAUAAAUGUGUCCACCAACUA
Puntigrus tetrazona (Sumatra barb) is the source of this 1150-nucleotide messenger RNA. RefSeq names its product TP53 induced glycolysis regulatory phosphatase a (gene tigara). Bases 169 to 936 code for a protein of 255 amino acids. Lineage: Eukaryota; Metazoa; Chordata; Actinopteri; Cypriniformes; Cyprinidae. Gene Ontology annotation, molecular function: fructose-2,6-bisphosphate 2-phosphatase activity. Gene Ontology annotation, biological process: negative regulation of glycolytic process; negative regulation of programmed cell death; positive regulation of DNA repair. The record is from RefSeq and is a predicted model, not a curated record. The transcript has 6 exons. Gene Ontology annotation, cellular component: cytosol.